UUCCUCCUCUCCAUCGCAUGUCCUCUUAAAACCCCUUCUUCCCAUCCAAAUCCCGGCCCAAUGGCCGGACUCCAGCUUCACUCCACCACCCUCUUCGACUCCCUCCACGCCUCCUUCUCCCGCCUCCAUUUCCCUCGACUCCUCCUCCCCCUUCGCCGCUGCCGUUGCUGCCGCUUCUCCUCCUCGGCCACCUUCCCCUCGCGAAACCCCUACCCCAAUCGAGACCCUUGCGACAAAACCCUGCCUUCCCUCAAGUCCGACCACCAAAGUGCCCCCUGGAUCAAGAACUGGACUGAGCCCCGCUUUCGAUCGCUCCCGAAGAAGCCUCGAGCGGCGCUGGAUUACCGGCAGAGUGUUUCCAGUGACGACGAUGAGUACGGCACCAGCAGGAGCACCGGAAGCAGUGCCAUGGCGAAGAUUGUUGAGAAAUUGAGGAAAUUUGGGUAUAUCGAUGACUCCGAGGAAGUGAAGGAGCGACCCUUGCCGGAGAAGGGUUCCGUGGAGGACAUCUUCUACGCGGAAGAUGGGAUUUUGCCUGAUUCUAGGGGCGGCUUGUCUUGGGAUGUGAAUGAGAAAGCGCGAUUUCCUUGGGAGAAGCCUCGGGAGGAGGAGGAGGAGAAGCAGGCGUCAGCGAGGAAGACGAGGAGCAAGACUUCGUUGGCGGAGCUGACCCUUCCGGAAGGGGAGCUGCGGAGGCUGCGGCACCUGGCGAUCAGGACGAAAUCAAAGACCAAGAUUGGAGGGGCUGGGGUGACGAAGGAGAUCGUGGACUUGAUUCACGAGAAGUGGAAGACGGAGGAGGUAGUGAGGCUCAAGUGCGAGGGGCCUCCGGCUCUUAACAUGAAGCGGAUGCACGAGAUCUUGGAGAGGAAAACAGGAGGAUUGGUGAUUUGGAGGUCAGGGACCUCGAUUUCUUUAUACAGGGGUGUGACUUAUGAGAUCCCUCAACUAGUCAAGAGACCAUAUCAGAGUAAUCAGAGAGCCAGUUUGGACUCCUUUAAACAACCUCUGGGUUAUCGGGCUGAGGCUUUUGUAGAAAAUGGUAGAGGCAGUCAUGUGGCAGGUCCUAUUGAACAUCUAACUGUUAAAGUUGAGGAGGAAAAAGAUGUGGAAUCACCUCCAAAGAUUGAAUAUGAAAGUGAAAUUGACAAGCUAUUGGAUGAUCUAGGCCCUCGUUAUACAGAUUGGCCUGGAAGUGGUCCACCACCUGUAGAUGCUGACUUGCUUCCAAGUGUAGUUCCUGGUUAUAAGCCCCCUUUUAGAAUUCUCCCCUAUGGAGUGAGACCUUCUCUUGGGCUAAAGGAAGGCACAGCAUUACGUAGGCUUGCAAGGGCAUUACCUCCACAUUUUGCUCUUGGGAGAAGCAGGCAACAUCAGGGGUUAGCAGCAGCCAUGGUGAAGCUUUGGGAGAAAAGUUCUAUAGCAAAGAUUUCCUUGAAGCGUGGCGUGCAGCUUACUAGCAGUGAGAGAAUGGCUGAAGAUAUCAAAAAGCUAACUGGGGGUGCAAUUCUCUCUAGAAACAAGGAUUACAUUGUAUUUUAUAGAGGAAAGGACUUUUUGUCUCCAGAAGUUACAGAGGCAUUACUUGAGCGGGAAAGAUUAGCAAAAGCCCUUCAAGAUGAAGAAGAACAAGCACGACUAAGAGCAUCAUCUUCGGUUGCUUCAGAUGUUGACUCAUUUGAUGAAUCUGGGACAGCUGGUACCCUGAAUGAAACGCUUGAAGCUGCUGCCAGAUGGGGAAAUAAUAUAGGUGAUGAUCACAUGGACAAAAUGAUGAGAGCUGCCGAAAUGGCAAGGCAUGCUGGUCUUGUGAAGAAGCUAGAGAGGAAGCUUUUCAUAGCUGAACGGAAAUUAACGAAAGCUGGAAAAGCUUUAGCUAAGGUGGAGGAAUCCUUAAAACCAACUGAACACGUUAAGGAUCCUGAAGCAAUAACCGAUGAAGAAAGGUUCAUGUUUCGAAAGCUUGGUUUGAGGAUGAAGGCAUUUUUGCUCCUUGGGAGGAGGGGUGUUUUCGAUGGCACGAUCGAGAAUAUGCACUUACACUGGAAGUACAGGGAGUUGGUGAAGAUUAUUGUCAAAGCAAAGACUUUUGCACAGGUUCAGAAUGUCGCUUUGGCACUUGAAGCAGAAAGUGGGGGUGUCCUAGUCUCUGUGGACAAGAUUUCCAAAGGUUUUGCCAUUAUUGUGUACAGGGGAAAGGAUUAUCAUCGGCCUCCUACAUUGAGACCUAAGAAUCUACUGACAAAGAGGAAGGCUCUAGCACGAUCGAUAGAACUUCAGAGGCGCGAGGCUCUUAACCGUCAUAUCUCAAAUGUGCAAAAGAAAGUGGAGCAGUUGAGAUCUGAAUUGGUUCACUUGGACAAUGUUAAAGACCAUGGAGAUGAGGAAUUGUAUGCCAACUUGGACUCAGCAUAUUCAACUGAAGAUGAAGAAGAUUCAGAGGAUGAGGGUGAUGAGGCUUAUCUUGAUACUUUCAAUGGUUCUGUUGCCAUUGACCGUGAUGAUGGAGAUGCUCAUAAUCACAAUGAUGACGAUGACUAUAAUGAAGAGAGUGAGGCUGACGGCACAAGCAAUAAGGAUGAACAUGAUUCUUAUUUUGACGGUUGGAUCAAUGCUGUUGACAUUUCUAGUGAUGAACAUGGAGGAGCUCAAAGUCACUAUAAGGAAGAUAAUGACUCUGAUGAAGACAGUGAGAUCGAUGACUACAGUGAAGAUGAUGAGAAUGAUUCAGAACAUUAUCUUCGCUCAUCAACGAGUUCUGCUAACAAUCAGCAGAGUGGGUUGGCAUUACCUGUUGCUGAUAAUAUGUGCAUAUAACACGAGUUUUUGUUAAUGCAGAUGAAAUGGAAGCCAAGACACUCUGGAGUUUCAGCUACCAAUCUUUACCUUAUAAAUUAUCAUUACAGUCAACAAAGUGGACAUUCCAGCAGCCAAAUGGUCAUAACCUUUUUACUUAAUAGAUAUAGAUUGUAUUUAUUUCUUCUAUUUCUGGAUGUCCAUAUUACUUUGAAGUGCUGUAAACAAAGACAUUUAUGUAAAUUUAUUUUCUUUUCACAGUGUGCAGUGCAGGUUUGA
Molecule: messenger RNA, 3075 nt
Organism: Musa acuminata subsp. malaccensis (wild Malaysian banana)
Lineage: Eukaryota; Viridiplantae; Streptophyta; Magnoliopsida; Zingiberales; Musaceae
Product: CRM-domain containing factor CFM3, chloroplastic/mitochondrial
Biological process (GO): RNA splicing, via transesterification reactions
Molecular function (GO): mRNA binding
Source: RefSeq, a predicted model, not a curated record